AGGUUAUGUCUUGACAACUUUGUCAGAAAAGCUAAUGCAAUAUUCUCUAGGUAUAAUAUUUCCAAGCAACUAAUAAGUGUGUUGCUGAAAUAGGUCACAACUUUGAUUAAAGAUAUGCAUAAACAAAUAUUGGGAAAUUCUUAAACUUACUGAUAAUUUUUUUGUGGAGUUCAAAGUGCAGUGUAAGUGUUCUAACCUUCAAGCAUAUGAUAGUAAAAAUUCGGCUGUUCUAUUAGAGUUAUUUGGUUUUAAGUUAUAUUAUUUCGAUGUAUACCCCAACUACUUUAACUAAAAGCAUAUUUUCAGGUUUAGCAAACAGUUUAAAUGUUUUAACUAAAAACUUUUGCAAUGAUGCUCAACCAUUAAAACUAGAAAAAGCAUUGAUUGUUUCUAAAUUAUCUAGAUAUGAAUUUGAAAGAACGAAACAUAAAGGCCUUUCAGAGAAGGGUUUGGAAAGUUUACUGAGAAAACGAGGAUCCAAUUAUGAAAAACUUGUUGGUUUUCACCAUCUUCAUAAAGAAUUUGAAGAAAAUUUGAAGAACAUUAUUUUAGCAUCAGGAACAGAAGUAGAAAUUGUAAAUAGAUUAAAUUGCACAAAUGAAAAGGUAGAUAACGCUGAUAUUAUAAUUCCCAUUGGUGGAGAUGGAACGUUUUUAAUGGCAGCUAGCAGAGUAUUAGAUAAUAAAAAGCCGGUGAUAGGUUUUAACUCAGAUCCAAACAGGUCUGAGGGAUAUCUUUGUUUACCAAGGAAGUGUUCAUUGAGCCCAGAAGAAACAAUUCGGAAACUAAAACAGGGUAAAUUUCAUUGGUUGAUGCGUACUAGAAUCAGGAUAACAUUGGAAGUUGAAGAAAAAUAUUGUUUAUUUCCCCAAAGCUUGCAUCAUGUUGACGGACAUUGCCUCCCUUCUUUGAAAAGCCAUUCUGGUAAAAAUGUCUUACCAGUUUUAUCACUGAAUGAGGUAUUCAUGGGCGAGACACUAUCAGCAAGAGUAUCUCAUCUGAAAAUGAGACUGAACAAUUCUGAACAAGUCACAAAUUUAAAAUGUUCUGGGAUCUGCAUAUCUACUGGUACAGGUUCUACUUCUUGGCAUUUAAGUAUUAAUAGAAUAUCUAGUCAGAGUAUAUCUGAGGUACUUAGGCUUCUUUCCAUCAAUCCUAAUACAGGCAGAGACAAUUUAGCAUCUGCUCUGGCUGAUACAUAUAAUAAAAACCUCAUAUUUAGACCAGAUGAUAAUAGAAUGGGGUACACCAUCCGUGACUUAAUUUCAUCAGGUGUAUGGCCGAAUCCAAAAGGAAUAAAACCACGAGGAUUUGCCUCUAAAAUAGAAGUGAGGUCACAUUGUUAUGAUGCUUCUUUAGUGGUAGAUGGAGGGUUUUCCUUUCCCUUUAAUGACGGCGCACUAGCGGUGCUAGAAGUUCUUCCAGAAGAUGCCUUACGAACUGUACUAUUUACCGACUGAAAAAAAAUUAAUGAUAGUUACCAGGAAAGAGCACGUAAGAGGUAUAAUAACGAUAAAGAGAGAAAGUGAGAUUUUCUCGAAUGAUGAGAUUUUGUUUACGAUCUCGCCUUUGACUAGCAAUCCAUUCAGUGUGCUAGAAGUUGCAUCAGAUGAAUGCUUUCAAAAGUUACAACAUAUAAUGAAAGCUUACAUCGACACGACAUACAUCUCGUCCCUUGAAAGUUGUACUAGAGAAAAAUACUAUUGUUUAUAAGGUUAGAUAUUAAGAAGAAUAGAGGGCAUUAGUGGUUUUUUAUUAAUAAAAAAGAAUGCCAAUUAAUACCAAUCCUCAAGAGCUUUGAUAUGGUUUUUCAGAUCCUAAUUGAAGGGUCACUACGAAAAACGAUCAAUGUCAAUUUUGGCCAAAAUUAGGAUAUAUGCUCCUUGUUGUAGAGGUUGUCAGUUAGUUUCGAACUAUAAAUAGCUACGGCAAGAAAACAUUAAGGUUUGUGAGAAAAUAGGGGAAAUAGAUAUAAGCUACCGUCUCAAACAAUUCGACUUUGGCCUUAAAAUCAUGAUUUUACAGAAACUAUUAAAAAUGACUAUGAUCGUUUUUCGCAGUGGCUCUUCAAUUUUCUUUUGAACUGCUUAUUUCUGGGUGGCUGCUUGUCCAAACGUUCAUCAUCAACAUCAUCAAGGCUUCUCAUUCCGGAUGGAAUGUUUGCCGCUCUUACUUAGAGCUCUCUGAUUCGCUUAUUGCGGUGAACCACUCCGCAUUUCACUUGUGUAUUGUCAAAGUUUGUUGUAUGACUUGGCUUUCGUUACAAUUUUUUUCCACUCAUUUCGAUAUGUGCAUAGUUGCCUCCAGUUUCUCACUUUCAGAAUUUUGAUAUCUCUCAUGACCUGGUCCUCCCAUCUCUCUCUCUGGGUCUUCCCCUUGGCCCUUCAGUUUCUGGUUUCCAUCUGGUGAUCUUCUUAAUGAGUAAGUCGUUUUUACUUACUCUCUAUGUGUCCCAUCCAUCUCAGUAAUAAAUUUAACUAUAUCUUCUCCCUUCAUUAUGUUUUUUAGUUCAGGGUUCAUUCUUCUCAUUUCUCCGUUGUCCAUUCUUAUCGGACCCAUAAUCCGUCUGAGGAUUUUCCUUUCGAAUAUUCUCAAUUUUUCUUUAUCUUUUUCUGUGAGGCACAUUGUUUCAGCUGCGUACGUAACUACUGGUCUCAUUUCAACUCUGUAUAUUUUCAGUUUUGUAUUUCUGGAUAAAUUCUUGUCCUUCAUUAGCCUAUGAUAUCUCCAGUAUGUUUUGUUGCCUGCUAGUAUUCGCUCCGUUACUUCUUCACUUCUCUUAUUUUGGCCAUUAAUUAUUACUCCCAAAUAUUUAAAUUGUUGAACUCUUUCAAAAGUGUAGUUUUCUAUCUUGAUUUCUCUCGUCCUGUUAUCUUCUCUUUUAGAGCAGAGUAGAUAUUUUGUUUUUCCUUAGUUAAUUUCUAGGCCACUUUUCCGUGCUUCCUUUGCCAGGAUGGCUACUGCUUCUUUUAAUCUUUCCUUGUCUCUUCCCAUAAGAACUAUAUCAUCUGCAUAUGCAACUAUUUGUGUCGAGGAGUGGGCUACAGUUCAUUUAAUUCCGCUGGCCUUAAUUGUUCCUUCUACUGCUCUGUUGAACAGUGUGGUUGACAGGGAAUCGCCUUGUAGCACUACUGUUUCUAUUGCAAUUGAUUUUGUGCUACCUUCUUCUGUCGCUACUUUAGCUCGAGAUCCAUCCAUAGUCAUUUUUGUUAAUCUUAUUAACUUUGCUGGUAUGUCUUGAGUUUUCAUUUCAAUAAAAUUGAUUUCUUUCAAUACAGUCAAAAGCUUGUCUGAAGUCUACGAAGAGGUAUGUUGUGUUCGUGGCAUUUUUCGAUUGUUUGUGUAAUUAUAUUGAUCGCAUCUGUAGUGAAUCUGCCUUCUAUGAAUCCUUGCUGGUAGUCCCAAAUUUUUUUUCUCUAUGAAUUGAGUGAGUUUUUGUCUGAUGAGGGCUGUUAGAAUUUUAUAUAUUGUACUCAGUAGAGAUAUUCCUCUACAGUUGUUUGUUAUUUCUCUUUUCUUAAACAUUCAUAGUAACUUAAAUUUUCUGGAUAUUUUUUUUAGUACGCUUUCUGCUUGUAAUAUUUCUUUGAUAAUUCGCAGCAGGACUGUGAUUAGAACUGUGGAUUUAUAAUUACUGCAUUUUUAGGAGUGAUUAGUACUAAUAAUAGUGUGGACCAGCCAAUGUUUUUAUUUAUUUAAGACAAUUUGUAUAAUUUUUUUAGGGUUUAGUUUUUAUCACUUUAUAUGGUUCUUUAUAUGAUUUUUUCCUUUAUCUGAUUUUCUUGUGCUAUGUGCAUUAUGUGUGAUUUAUCCUGAAUAUGUUUACACAUUUGAGAUAUAUUGGGUUACUUCCUUACAAAACCGUAGCACGUCAUUCUUUUUGACGUAGACAUUUUUGCAGAGGUUGCCAAAUUUUGUCGAGAUAGUAUUCAAUAUACAGGGUGUAACAAAAAUACAGGUCAUAAAUUAAAUCACAUAUUAUGGAACCAAAAAUAGUUCGAAUGAACCUAACUUACCUUAGUACAAAUAUGCACAUAAAAAAAGUUACAGCCCUUUGAAGUUACAAAAUGAAAAUCGAUUUUUUCGAAUAUAUUGUGGCAUUCUUAUGGCAGGAACAUAUUAAAGAAAAAUUAUACUGAAAUUUGUGCACCCCAUAAAAAUUUUAUGGGGGUUUUGUUCCCUUAAACCCCCCCAAACUUUUGUGUACGUCUCAAUUAAAUUAUUAUUGUGGUGCCAUUAGUUAGAUUCAAUAUUCUUAAAACUUUUUUGCCUCUUAGUAUUUUUUUCGAUAAGGCAGUUGUUAUCGAGUUGAGGCUUAUUUUUUAAUAUGUUUACAUAAAAAUUUUAUGGGGGUUUUGUUCUUUUAAACCCCCCAAAUGUUUGUGUACGUUCCAAUUAAAAUAUUACUGCGGUGCCAUUAGUUAAACACAGUGUUUUUAAAACUUUUUUGCCUCUUUGGAUUUUUUCGAGAAGGCACCUUUUAUCGAGAUGUGGCUUCUUUUUUAAUAUGGUGCAAAAUAUACCUAAAAAUGUAAAUCAUACAUAAAUUUUCAUAUUAUUACCAAGUCUCCAUAAUCGUACAACCAUAUACAAAUAUGUGGUGGAUUUGACAAAUAUUCAAAAUAUCUUGAUAAAAACUGAUUUUUCGAAAAAGUACUAAGAGCCAAAAAAGUUUUAAAAAUAGUGUGUUUAACUAAUGGUACUACAAUAAUAAUUUAAUUGGAACGUACACAAAAGUUUGGGGGGGUUUAAAGGAACAAAACUCCCAUAAAAUUUUUAUGGGGUGUCCAAAUUUCACUAUAAUUUUUUCUUAAGAUGCUACUGCCAUAAGAAUACCACAUGUCCAUUUUCAAUAAAAAAUAUCCAAUAGUUUUCGAUAUAUUGGAAAAAUCGAUUUUCAUUUUGUAACUUCAAAGGGUUGUAACUUUUUUUAUAUGCACAUUUGUACUAAGGUAAGUUAGGUUCAAUCGAACUAUUUUUGGUCCCAGAAUAUGCGAUUACAUUUAUGACCUGUAUUUUUGUUACCCCCUGUAAUUUUAGUAAAUAAUUUGUAUUAUUAAAAUGAAAUACAACGACAACUGGUACUUAACAAAAUAUUGAUAAUCUCGUCUAAAUUCAAAACCCGUUUUAAUUUCUAUCAACAAACCGCCAAAAUAGCUGAAUACGCCUGAACAUGUCUUGUGCAGAUGAAUAAAUAAUAACCUUAACCUUACAUUUUCUUUAUUGCCUACAUUCACUACUACCCCGACUAUAUGGCAACUCUGUGCGAAAUUGACAACGUCAAAAGUGAAUACGUGCAAUGGCAGCUAAUCUGGAAAGCUCAACGUAGGUGGCGCUCGUGUAGUUGGAGGUCAUGUCAACUUAAGUCAAUACUUCAAAUCAAUCUAUUUCCAAGUAAACAUUGCAUAUUUGUUUCGCUGUGUGAAUUAAACUUGAGAAAAUAAAAUUCCUCAAUAUUGUGCUGUGCAUUUGUGCUCAUCGAGAACAUCAGGACACAGGUUUCCCAAAGAUAUUCUGAUGAGAAAAAAGUGGAUUGUAGCAAUAAGAAGGGAUAAAUAUGUGCCGAGAAUAAAUGCACGUGUCUGCAAUAAACAUUUUGUUGAAACAUAUUAAGUAUUGCCCCCAGGAUUCGACUGUAAAAAAUAGAAUACUUAAUACUUCACUAUAAAAUUCAGAUCAAAAUUUAUUAUACACGCGCGGAUUAAGAUAUGCAAUUUUAUAUACAUUCACACUGUUGCCACAUCUACAAUCGCUUUUUAUGGAGUGAACAUGUAAAAAAAUUUAUAUUUGAAGUAAUAAUAUAGAAAAAUUUGAAAUACUAAUUUUAAAUAUUUCUCAAGUUCUCAAUAUUUUUUAGUGACGAAAACAUAACCUGACCAAACCUAACCUAGCGUCAUCGAAAAUAAUAUAAAAAAGUUAAUAACUGAACAUUUUAGUGAUAUAUUAUCUUUAAAAUAUGCUUUAAAAUGACUAAAACAUAACCUGAGCAAACCUAACCUAAUCGAAAAUAAUAUAAAUAAGUUAAUAACUGAAAAUUAAAGUGACCUAGUACCAUUCAAAUAUUCUUUAGUGACUAAAACAUAACCUGAUCAAACCUAACCCUAAUUUUUUCUAAUUUCACCUUAAAUUUAAGGUCGCCUUUCACGUAGACAAACACCCAAAUAAUUAUAUUUAAUUAAAUUAACACAUUCUAUAUUUCCAUAAGGAAUUAUAUAUUUUUUUUUAAAUAAGACAACAUUGCAGAAUCAACUGCGCUCACCCCAUGCUUAAACCAAAUUUACACCAAAUGCGCAACUGUCAUGGCAGCCAUAUUUUGAAAAUAUCACAUUUUUAAAUAAGAUAAACACAAAAAUUAAUGCUGAGCGCACUUAAUUGUGACUUUUAAAUUGAUAAAAAAAGUAAGGCAGAUCGCACAUAUCAUAUUAUACACAGUUGUCAGACUCGUGUGGGGAGUUAAUCACCAAAUAAAUACCCUCUGAGCUAUAGAAAUAAAACAUUGAGACGAUGAUUAAUAUAGUUUAUCAUUCGAUAAGUGUUUCCUUUUUCCAGUAACUCUCGCAUCCCUUCUCAAUUCGUUUUUCAACGCACAAACAGUCUCCAAGAUCCGUAUAUUUCGGCCAUAAUUUAUUAUUUAUUAAAUCGUAAUCAAAAACACCAUAUACAAACUUUACGAAUAGUCAAAACUUUGACCUCCAACUAUACUAGCGCCGCCAGGCGGGAGCAACGGCUUACAUAGGUGCCAUUCGCGAUGUUAAGUCACAAUGACGACCUCUCGUGGAUUUCAGCUGAACUAGCUUCGAGGUUGUUGUUAAUGUCAAACGCUGAGCGCACAUGCAUUUGAAACAAGUAGGUAAUGUUCAUUAUUUUUUUUUACAAAUUGUAUAUACAACAUCGUCGCCAACUUUUAUUCAAACAUGAAGAUUCCAUGUUAAUCGUUUUAUAUUACCCAAUAAUUAAUUUAAAACAUGUAAAAAGGAAUGUGUGUGUACUUUGUACGCACGUAAGAAGUUAUACUUCUAUUAUAUGAUUUCAACGAAAUCAAUAUACUUUAAACAGUUUAUUUAUAUUUUAUUUAAAUAUUAAACUAAUUUCAGUACUCACUACAAAAUUUUUUAUUAAAACAAUACCAAAAAUUAAAAAAAUUAAAGAAUAAAACACACACAAACACAUUGAAAAAUGCCACAAAGAAAUGAUUUCUGAAUAAUAAUUGUUGGCAAAAAUUUUAACUAAAUACGUAUUUUCCGAAAAAAAAAAUUAUAUAAUAAAUAUACUUACAAUCAUAAAAUGUAUAAAAAAAUACAAGUUUGCAUUGGGGAUCGAACCCGCGUAUAUUAGGGUUGUUAGGUUGGAAAUCACCGUUGGCUUAUUUUUCAAUAUUUUUCCUUGAAUAAUAAUCUAUGAAUUGUACUGAAUAUAUCUAUUUGAUUUAAAAAUAAAAUAAUUAUACCAUACUUUCAAAAAAAAUGUGCUUGAAAUAUUGAUUUCAACCCCUAAGCCCCCCGUUAAGGAUAGCUAUGACACGAUUUUGAUAGUCAACCCAUGCAAGUCGUAUUUGUCUAUAUAUGAAAUUUAAUAAAAAAAAUGUUUCAUCCGGAAAGCAGAUGGGUGCAGGUCGACCUACAUUCGGAUCUUAGACUAUAGGUAAUAUUAUUUCAAAACCUUGUGAACCUCGUAAAUACGCAUGCCCGAAAAAAUAAAUGGACCCUAAAAACAUGCACCAUUUUAAUUUCAUAGGAAAUUAUGCGACAGGGUAGGAUUUGCACAUGCUAAUGAUGUCGAGUAUUUCCAAUAAACAUGAGAUUUUAUUAUGUUUCUCUAAUCUUAAACAUUCCAGUUAGUCAUCGUAUUUUUAUUUUAUCUUACAUUGAAAGAUGUAUCUAAUAAAAAUUUACGACUUCCCGUCUACACUGCCGAUAAAAAUUGCUGUGUAGUGUGUAAAAAUAUAAAAUAUUUACAUUGCACUAAUUUGGCUUAUAAAUAGACCUUUUAAGAACUGAAAAAAAUCUAGAGGACAAAUAAAUAAAUAACAGGUCAAUGUAUGAUAGAAAAAUAAUAGGAUUUUGGUUUUAAAUUCAGGAAAAUAUGUUUAUACGAGACGAAAACCUCGAAUUCGUUGGGAAAAAUAUUCCCAUAAGAUUUUUGCAUAAUCACUUUCAUAAAAUACCGUAGAAUCGUAUUCAAGAGGUCGCCCAUACAAAAAGUGGUCCUAAUUUAUUAAACGUUUUGUAUAAAUCCAUUUUUUAGGUUGUGAUAAGGGCCUCAAACAACUAAAAACAAUGUUUUAAAAUCAAAUAAGCCCAAACUUAAGUAUCAGAAACUCAUAGAACAAGGUUUGGUGAAUUCAAAACUUUAGAGUCAACUUUAGAGAGAUCAACUUUAGAGAAAAAUUACAAUAAACCUUUUUUAUUCAGAAUGAUUAAAAAAACCGACAAAAAUUUUGUCCGGGCAGAUGAAAUUGAUUUAUACAAUUUAUUUAAUAGUCCAUGUGGUGAGACCGCUCCCGUCUGGAAAAAUUUCUGAUUCGGUUUCUUUGUGGAUUCCUAUUCAAAAAUGUCCCCUUUAAACAAAUAUGAAGGGUGCCGGGAGGAAUUUUUGGGCAGAAAUUGUUUAAAAAAAAAUUUUAAACAAAUACAAAAGAUCACGUUUUUUGCCCCAUAACAUAUAUUUUUAAGUUUUGUGGGUCAUUCUAAACAAGAAAGGUAUCUUAUAAAUUUUCUCAAAAAUUGAUAGUUUUCGAGUUAUAAGCGAUUUAAAAUCUGAAAAAUGCGAAAAUACGCAUUUUCGAGGCUUAAAAACUCAUAUUUAAAUUAGUAUUUUUGAGGUUGCCAUAUACUUAAAUUGAAGUUUAAACAUUCAGAUUCAAGAUUCUGAAGAGUGAUAGCGUCUAACCUUAAUUUAAAUAGUUGUUUUUUAAUUGUUAAAUAUGCAUGUCCAUCCAAUUUUUUUGCCGGUGCGGCGCGCUCUAUUCCAAAAAUCUCCUAUUUCCUCCGAAAAUAAUUUUUUAUAGAUUCUUUGGGACAUUCUAAAUAAAAAAGUUUAUUGACAUUUUUCUCAAAAGUUAAUAGUUUUAAAGUUAAGCGAUUUAAAACCCGAAAAUACGUUUUUUUGUAAUUUUUCGGAUUUUAAAUCGCUUAUAACUUUAAAACAAUUAACUUUUGAGAAAAAUGUCAAGAAACUUAUUUUAUUUAGAAUAUCCCAAAGAAUCUAGAAAAAACAUUUUUCGGAGGAAAAUAGGAGAUUUUUGAAAUAGAGCGCGCGCCGCACCGGCAAAUAAAUCGGAUAAACAUGCAUAUUUAAGAAUUAAAAAACAACGGUAUAAAUUAAAGUUAGACGCGAUCACUCUUCAGAAUCUUGAAGAUAAAUGUUUAACCUUCAAACUAAUUAUCUGACAACCUCAAAAAUACUAAUUUAAAUAUGGGACGGGAAAAAUUUUUUCCAGACGGGAGCUGUCUCACCACAUGGACUAUAAAAACAAUUAUUGUUUAAAUAAAUUAGAACCACUUCUGCUGGUAUUAUGUUUUAAGUCAAAAUAAGUUAAAUACAAAGAUAUCAAUUAAUAAUCACAAAAAAAAAAUAAAAAUAUUAAAGCUAUUUCACUAAUGCAAAAACUAGUUCGUCUCUGUCUCACUACGAUAAGGCACUGAAGAGAACUACAUGUUUUUAGAAAUGCCUGAUAUCAUUGUUUCGUUCGUAGAUCGACGUCACUAAAUGAUUACGUCAGGUCCACGACAUUAUGAAUUACCAAUACAUUUUACAUUUUCCAAAUAGGUAUUUUAUUUUUUAUUACCACACUAAAACAUUGACAAUUACGUACCUGUUGCUUUUAAAAACUAUUUAAAAAGUCACUACAAUUAUAAACUUGCUUUUGUCUCUGUCCUCACAACAAUAAAAGCUAAUAUACACAUUUGUUUACCCAUAACCGCCCUAUUGAACAAUUAUUGACAGGUCAUUGUAAUACCCAAUCAGAGCACGUAUAACGUUUCAUCUGCGACCAGCACCAAGACUUUUGAUGAAUUCGCGCACAUAUACAUUUACUCUUAAACGCGCCUAAAGAAGUACAACUCCAAAAAUAAAUACCUAAUGAAUAUUACCUACUUGUUUCAAAUGCAUGUGCUCUCAUUGUUUGACACUGAAAACUCCCUCGAAGCCAGUUGAGCCGAAAUCCCCGAGAGGUCGUCAUUGUGACUUAACAUCGCGAAUGGACUUAUAAGGAAAUACCCAAUAUCAACCUUCUUUUAUUGUACGUCCAUCUUUAUUUUUCCUAAUAUUCAGUGUGUUAGAAUGUUUUUAGAAUUAAAACUUCAACCAAGCAUGGUAACAUGACAUCACAUUAAUGUGCCAUAUUAGAAUAUAAAGUAACGCCACUGAAAUUAUGUGGCUGCUAUAUUUAUUUAUAAGAUUGAGUAUGAUAUUAAGUGCAAUUACAGUAUAGUUAUAUAUACAUCGUGAACCAAGAAUUAUAGUAAAUUUUACUACAAAUGUAGACUUUAAAAAGACUGACCAGUAUAGAAUUUUUCGAUUUUAACUGUUAUGGGAAUUAAUUUAUUUUUAGACGGCGCGGCAUGAGUUAUAUUUAAAUCAUGGGCAAAGUAGAAAUGGGCGUUCCUCUAGAAAUGCUAUAAAGUACCAGUCUUUUGUCGUAAUGCCUUCUUGAUCGAAUAAAAAUCGCUGACCAGCGAAAACUGUCUUUCGUUUUAAGAAUACACGAAAAUUCGAUGGAGCCAAAUCUGUGGAAUAUCUCUAGUGGAGUGGAGUGUUGUGCUGGUGCAAAAAGAUUUUUCUACAUUAACCUGGGGUUGAUGUCACGAAGAAAGUACUAUUUUCUUCUUUGUUUAUAGUUAUGUUUUUCGUCUUCCUCUUGAUGUGCCUAUCCGUGACGAAUGUUUGCUAUGAUUAUGGCAAUCUUUAUCUUAUCUGCAGCAGCCCGGAAAAGCUGCACAGAUGUUGUGUUCAGCCAGGUUCUGAGAUUCUUUAACCAGUAUAUUCUUCUUUUUGGACCUCGCUUUCCAAAUAUUUUUUUUGUAGGAUGGUUUGUAAAAGGGCAUAUCUGGAUUCAUUUCUCAAAAUGUGUCGGAAGCAUUGGGUGCCUUCGGACGACCACAGCGGCUGCACAGCUGAGUAAGCGGUAGCGUUCAGACGACACCGCUGGAAGUCAGCCGCUGAGAGAUUUACUAAGCUUUCACUCUGAGCUGACACUCAACCGCUGUCAUAGGCGUCAUUUCACGAAUUUUAUUGGGGUGGCAAAACCUACCGGGCGGUUUGGGGGGAAAAUUUUGUAAAUUUUGAUGCAAAAUAGAAGGAUUUAACGCAAUUAUAACUAUACACACUGGCUGUACACAUCCUAAUUUUCGAUUUUUUACAAUAUCUGCCCCAACCUUGUGUAUCAACCUAAUAUUCUACUGGAUACAGGUCUAAAUCUUAUUCAGGUCUAAUUCAAUACAAUAAUUGAAAUCUAUAAUAGGCUUUUAUUUACAAUAGUAUUUUAGUAAGAUAAGAGAACAAUGUGUGUUUUAGAGCUGAUGGAUUCAAAUCUAACUUGAAUGGAGUCUCCUUUUCCGGAUAUUAAAUACAUCAAUGACACUUUCAAUAUCGACUGGGAUUUUCCUUCCAAUGGCUAAAAGCCCCACUGCAGACAUUCUUUCCUGGCCGCUAGCGUUUCUGGUGUAGGUUUUUAAUCUUCUCAGGCAUGAAAAGGUCCUUUCACGCCCAGCUUAGUUUAGUGGUAUCAUGAAAAAUAGCCUGAAUAUUUCAAACGUCAUAGGCAAGACUUUUUUAGAGCCUUUUCCAGAAAAACUGACGAUUUUUCUUCAACUGUUUUGUUUCUCAUUUCUUUCAUGUUAUGAAAAAUUUUCAUUUCGCAGAAAAGUAACUUCUCAUCCAAAGAGUAGUAUUUUGAAACACACUUAAUGCUUUCCUCUACUACUUCUUGUCUUCCCAACAAUUGGCUCAGGUGGUUAAGUACAUCCAAACUGUUUUCCUGCAGCCUAUUUUCAAUUUCCUGUUCCAAAGUGUCAAGGAGUGGGAAAAACGGUAGCUUUUAGGUGCUCUUUAACCGUUUCAAAUGGAGCUUUAGAGUUUCUGCCAAGUUUAGCUGGGAUUUUUCCUCUCCUUGGGAGCUCCGGUGGACGAAACCCACAUUUUUCAGUACUCUACCACCACAACAAAAAGCCUGAAACUUUGAUAGUUUCAUGCACCUUUAUUAAAAUGGAUAUCUGUAGUUUGUAGAUGAUUUCCAAUGCAGUUUUAGCUCCUUUGCGUGGAUCUGCGAAAUGAUGUUUUCGUAACAGCGUUCGUUUCUUUCCAAAUAUUGAACCUAAAACAUGUUCCCAGGUAGGUCUUUGUCCGAGCUUAAGUUCCUCUAUAUUUAGUAUUAUUUGAUAAAAAUAGCUCCGAGAAUUGUUUUCUAUGGCUUUCCUUUUAUAUCUAUGGCUAAAUCUUUAAACGAUAGACUAGCCGCCAACUAUCACUCUACUCACUUGACGCAAGCUAGACUACACCCCAUUGAUGUUUAUAUUUAUAGUGAGCGGCCCAUUACACACUAUAAAAAAAUAGAAGGCAUUAUUACCAUAGUCUUUCUGUCUAACGUUUCGAUCACAACCAUGAUACAUCAUAGAUUUUGCCCUGUAUUCGCUCAUCAGAUAGGUAGGUAGGUCUAAGGUAAACUCAAAGACAGAAACGCAAAGACUUCUGAACAAUAAAAAUGUAUACCAUUUUUAUUCAGUUGCAAUGCGAAGGCAAAACUGUCUUAUUUUUCACUUAGAACAGAGAGCGCAAACCAGCACUCUGAAUCGACGAUUUUCGACUCUUUUGGAGUCACCAUCGGAGAGGCGUAGGCUUGCUGCUCUCUGCUCGAAGUGACAAAACCACGAAAGCUUAUCCCCGCAUUGCAACUGACGUUAAUGGAGUAGGUGACUAGCGUCAUCUGGCCACUGAAAGGCAAAGUUUUCAACCUAAUAUAAACAUUAGUAAUAUUGAAAAAUAUUAAUAAAAGAUUUUUAAUUGAAAACUUAUUGGUCCAUUUCCCUGGUAACACCUCCAUGGCUUCUAAAAAUUGCAAGUCAGAUGGAUGCUGCAGUAAAGACAAGAGGGAAUUCUAAUGCCGGAUUUAUACUCAGCUAUUGCCACUGCUGCUGCCGUUGACGGAAAUAUUGCCCGAAAUAUGAUAUCGACGCGAGUGAGGUGUUUACAUCAGUUCCUCGCCAAUGUCCUCACAACUCAUUACCGAACGACUGACAAGAAAGGAAUGUGACAACAGCAUCGUCUUGCUCUCUUACUCACUUGCCGCUUUGCCGGCGGCAAGUGCGAGAGAGAGAGUAGCUGAAUGUGAAUACCCACUCGUAUUCGCGCUGCCUCUCUUUUGACUUCCGCCACAAAAACCGACUCUUUGGGUAUGUAGGUGCAAUGGCAAUAGCAUGACGAGUAGCAGCGCGAGUGAGCUAUUUACACAUUCACGCUGCCCACUUCCCUGUCCAAGAGGACUGAGUAUAAAUGCGGUAUAAAAUUGCAACUUUUUAGAAUUCCCUCUUGUCUUCACUGCAGCAUCCAUCUGGCUUGCAAUUUUUAGAAGCUAUGGGGGUGUUACCAGGGAAAUAGACCAAUAAGUUUUCAAUUAAAAAUCUUUUAUUAAUAUUUUUCAAUAUUAUUAAUGUUUAUAUUAGGUUGAAAACUUUGCCUUACUUCUGAACAAAUUCCCCACUGCAGAAUAGACACUAGACUCAAAGAACGAAAUAGUUGGCAGGAAAUUGUUGCAUGAAGUGUUACUUAUUGCUUACUAAAAUUAUAGUAUAAUAAUUAUAAAAUUAUACACGUAAAUUUAAAGCCACUGAAAUUUACUCCUCUUUCUCUUCAAAUUUCGUAAUAAUCCUCGAACUUUGAAAUGAAUCACUGACAACGAUUUCAUUCUCUGAGUAUAGUACGUAGACGUCAUCUAUCAUGCCUCCUCUACACAUCAGCAGACGUGUCUGCAGACAUCGGCCGAUGUAUCAUCACAAGCUAACCACACAUAUGUAGGUCGUUCAAUCCGUUCGCACUGAUACCCUUUGAUCUUUGAUGGAAAAAGCGACAACAAACGGAUGAACUGCAGACACAUCUCCCGACGUGAUACACCAACAACAGACGACCAAAUUACCCCAUCUACACAUCUACAGAUGCAUACGUAGAUGUCGUCCGCAGACGCGUCUGCCGAUGUGUAGAGGAGGCUUUUAGAUAUUGAAAAAUUAAGACCACCCUGUGAUUAUGAAUUAUGUCCACCAACUAAAAUUUUUAAUAUUUCAAAUUUUAGCAUUCUUUACAUAAUUCAGAAACAUAGUGGUUUUUCAUUUUAUCACUGUAUUGGAUGUACUAAGCCAUACGCUAAAUAAAUAUGAUUACUUUGGUUUACAAAUACUUUAAAAUUAUAAACAAUUUAGUUCAGUUAGAACUGAACUAUAUUUUAUUAUUUGCAUUGUCUACACCUUAUAAUAUCUUAUCUAUGUACCCAAACCGAAUAUUGUAAAAAUGUGAAGUAGCGUAAGUUUACCUUAUGAUCUUUGAAUUUAGCAACAUUAAGAUAAUCAAAUUCACUUUUCCAUUAACUUUCUACAAUAAUUUAAAAUAUAUAAAAUUACUGUUAUUUAUUGUUACACAUGGAAAGGUAAACGUUUUAUGUUGGUUUUAUUUUAUAUAACGCUUUUAUAUUCCCCAUUGUAGAUUUAUUUUUAAAAUGUUUAGAAGCAAUGCUUUUUCCUUGUUAAAGAUUUUAUUGUUUUAAGACAUAAACUGAUACUAGUAUUAAGUAAAAAAUAUAUUAAAAUGUCUAUUUUAUAUUAAAUAUAUGCUGAUUUUAUAAAU
This is a messenger RNA of Diabrotica virgifera virgifera (western corn rootworm), 14829 nucleotides long. It is a transcript of the gene Nadk2, whose product is annotated as NAD kinase 2, mitochondrial. Gene Ontology annotation, cellular component: mitochondrion. The coding region runs from base 267 to 1460 and encodes 397 amino acids. The transcript has 6 exons. The record is from RefSeq and is a predicted model, not a curated record. NCBI's taxonomy places the organism in Eukaryota, Metazoa, Arthropoda, Insecta, Coleoptera, Chrysomelidae. Gene Ontology annotation, molecular function: NAD+ kinase activity. Gene Ontology annotation, biological process: NADP+ biosynthetic process; NAD+ metabolic process.